Molecule: messenger RNA, 1441 nt
Organism: Poecilia latipinna (sailfin molly)
Lineage: Eukaryota; Metazoa; Chordata; Actinopteri; Cyprinodontiformes; Poeciliidae
Product: dihydrofolate reductase
Exons: 6
Coding region: 98-694 (198 amino acids)
Biological process (GO): dihydrofolate metabolic process; folic acid metabolic process; tetrahydrofolate biosynthetic process
Cellular component (GO): mitochondrion
Molecular function (GO): dihydrofolate reductase activity; NADP binding
Source: RefSeq, a predicted model, not a curated record
AUAAAAUGUUCGCUCACCACACAUGCAGCUUCAUGUUGCAGACCGCCAACCUGCGCUGCUUCCUGGUUGAGAUUUUCUACACCGCCUGUUGCUGGAGAUGGAGAAGGAUCGGGAAAAAGUGCAGAAGAAACCCGUUCGCCUCAUAGCGGCGACAUGUAACAACAUGGGGAUGGGGAAAGACGGGACGCUGCCCUGGAGUUUACCAUCUGAAUUCCAGUACUUUUUGAACACCAUCACAAGAGUGUCGCGACCAGGUAAAAUGAAUUUGCUGAUUUGGGGGCGACUCUGCUGGAAUUCCCAUCCCGAAAAUAUAUUUCCACUGGCCAAUUCGCUGCAUGUAGUGCUCAGUAAAACAUUGAGCUCUGUCCCAGAUCAUGCCCACUUCUUGUGUCAAGACUUUGAGAGCGCUGUCCGCCUGGCUGCUCAGCCCCCCCUGUCUGGCAUAAUAGAGACCGUCUGGAUUCUUGGUGGGACGCAGGUCUAUGAGGAUGCAUUGAAGCACCCGUGGUGUGACCUUCUUUACCUGACCGAUGUCAUGGCCGACUUUGACUGUGAUGUGUUCUUUCCUGAUUUUGACAGAGAAUUAUUUAAAUUACAGGAAACAUUUCCAGAUGUGCCGAUUGAAAUUCAAGAGGAGAAUGGGAUCAGGUUCAAAUGCCAAGUUUUCAAGAAGAAGACGGAUGAUACCAUGUAGAUGGAAAAACAAUUGAAAUAAUUACAAAAAUAGAAGCCGAAAAUGUUUUUAACAAACUUAUCUUUACACUCCUUGGUGAAUCAUGUCCUGACCAAACUGUGGAGUUUUAAGACAGCAAAUAAUAUACACUGAAUUGAAAAGAAGAUAACUUUCAUCACACACUGCACAGUAAAUUUGUGCAAUUUAAUACUGUAUUUUAAUACUGCAUAAAGUACAUACAAUUAAUUAAUGAAAUGAGUUACAACACUUAAUUUGCCUAUGGAAUCAAUCAGUAUUUUACAAUUGAAUAAAACCAUUUUUCCAUAGAUUUGUAGUCUUCUUGUUUGGAUAGACUCUGGUAUUAAAAAGUUCAUCCUCUUGGCCAGAGCUGUCAACUUUUAACUCUUUAGGUCCUUGUAUUGUCCUCCCUUAAAAUCCUCCGCACCAACGAUGGAAAUGUGUGUCACUCUGCAGGUCUUUUCCCUUAACUGAUUGACACUUUGGAGAGUUACACACAUAAUUCAACUUGUGUUAAAUGUGAUUUAAACAGAUGUGGGCAAAUGUUGCAAUUUGUAAUUUAUUUUGAAUAGAACAUGUUUUAGUGCUUAUUAUUAUUAUUAUUAUUAUUAUUAUUAUUAUUAUUUCACUCAGUGUAUUCCUCUUUGAGAUCGUUUCUUCAGACACAAACAGUUGUUAUGCUUUUAAUUAAAAAUCUAUUUACAACAUGUCGACGUGAAUAAUUCCGUGUGAAUAAAACGUUCCCUUACA